Messenger RNA from Lachancea dasiensis, 1269 nucleotides. The record is from the annotation of a GenBank genome assembly. Lineage: Eukaryota; Fungi; Ascomycota; Saccharomycetes; Saccharomycetales; Saccharomycetaceae.
AUGAGUGAGGCGCCAGUAUCGAACGAUCAAGUGGCGAAGUCGCCUGAAGACGGGGCAAACCCCUCGUCCGUUACUGCUGACGAAAAACUAACGGGCAAUGAGACUACUGGAGCCAGUGGAGACAAGAAGAAAAACAAGAAGAAGAAGAAGAAGGCCAACAACAACAUCAAGAACAUUGAGUUAUUGUUUCCGGAUCUCAAGUAUCCAGAAGGUGAAUGGAUGGAAUACCAUCAGGACCAUAACUUGCAAAGAACAACUGAUGAGGAAAAACGGUACCUGCUUAGAGACGCAGAGAACGCAGAGAGAUGGAACGAUGUUCGUAAAGGUGCAGAGAUCCAUCGUCGUGUGCGCAAAAAUUUGCAAAAUAAAAUCAAGCCGGAUAUGAGCCUUACUGACGUUGUCAAUGUGGUCGAAAAUGCGACCCGGAAGUUUACAGGCGUUGACGAAAAUGGGGACCACAAGGAUCAACCAAAGUCGCAGGGGAUUGGUUUCCCUACUGGUGUCUCGCUGAACAAUUGUGCGGCCCAUUUCACCCCAAACGCCGGGGAUAAGACCAUCUUGAGGUACGAAGACGUUAUGAAAGUUGACAUCGGAGUUCAAGUUAACGGCUACAUCGUAGAUUCAGCCUUCACUGUCACAUUCGAUGACAAGUACAACAAUCUCCUCGAAGCUGUUAAGGAGUCCACCAACACUGGUGUGCGCGAGUCUGGCAUUGACGUCAGAUUGACCGAUAUCGGGGAGGCUAUCCAGGAAGUUAUGGAGUCUUACGAGGUGGAGCUGAACGGCGAGACGUUUCAGGUGAAGCCCUGUCGAAACUUGUGUGGUCACAACAUUGCCCCUUACAAAAUCCAUGGAGGGAAGUCAGUGCCGCUGGUCAAGAAUGGUGACCAAACCAAAAUGGAAGAGGGCGAGCAUUUUGCUAUCGAGACCUUUGGCACCACAGGCCGUGGCUACGUAAUAACCGGUGGCGAGGUGUCGCACUAUGCUAAGAACCAAGGAACUUGGCCCACUCCCGCGCUCUCAAAAGCUAAAUCUCUACUAAAGACAAUCGACGAUAACUUUGGCACUUUGCCGUUUUGUCGCCGUUACCUAGACCGUCUAGGUGAGGAAAAGUACUUGUUCGCGCUGAACAGUCUGGUGAAACAUGGAAUUGUUGAAGAAUACCCACCUCUUUGGGAUAUCCAGGGUUCUUACACUGCCCAAUCUGAACACACCAUCUUGCUGCAUCCACACAAGAAAGAAGUUGUCUCAAGAGGUGAUGACUACUAG